Messenger RNA from Protopterus annectens (West African lungfish), 2738 nucleotides. RefSeq names its product lectin, mannose binding 1 (gene LMAN1). The record is from RefSeq and is a predicted model, not a curated record. Gene Ontology annotation, molecular function: D-mannose binding. Gene Ontology annotation, cellular component: endoplasmic reticulum-Golgi intermediate compartment; COPII-coated ER to Golgi transport vesicle; endoplasmic reticulum membrane. Gene Ontology annotation, biological process: endoplasmic reticulum to Golgi vesicle-mediated transport; endoplasmic reticulum organization; Golgi organization. NCBI's taxonomy places the organism in Eukaryota, Metazoa, Chordata, Ceratodontiformes, Protopteridae.
GUUGGCCCAAUUUUAGUUCCCAUCGUCCCUGAUCUGGUACGUCAAGUAAAGAUGGCGGUCUCUAUACGUAGAGUGUGUGGUGCUAUUAGAAUUUUGACAGUAUUAUUUUUAUGUUUAUAUCAUAAUUGUGCUGAAACAGAAAAUAGUAAUCCCCACCGUCGCUUUGAAUACAAGUACAGCUUUAAAGGACCUCACCUUGUUCAGAAUGACGGGACAGUUCCAUUUUGGGUGCAUACUGGAAAUGCCAUACCUAGUGCAGAUCAAAUCCGGAUAACCCCAUCUAUGAGAAGCCAGAAAGGUUCAGUGUGGACUAAAAACAAAGUAGCCUUUGAGAACUGGGAAAUCGAAGUCACAUUUCGUGUGACUGGGCGAGGUAGAAUUGGAGCAGAUGGACUGGCUGUGUGGUAUACGGAACAGCAAGGCCUUGAUGGUCCAGUAUUUGGUGCUGCAGACUACUGGAAUGGAAUUGGAAUUUUCUUUGACUCAUUUGAUAAUGAUGGAAAGAAAAACAAUCCAGCUGUUCUUUUGGUGGGCAACAAUGGUAAACUGAGUUAUGAUCAUCAGAAUGAUGGUUCAUCUCAGGCUUUGGGAAGCUGUUUGAGGGAUUUCAGAAAUAAACCAUAUCCUAUCCGAGCCAAGGUUACUUACUAUCAGAAGACACUAACACCUUCACCCGAUACAGAAAUUCCGGAGAAAGAUAAAGAAAAAUACCAAGAAGAAUUUGAGCAUUUCCAGCAGGAACUAGAUAAAAAGAAAGAAGAAUUCCAAAAGGAGCAUCCUGAAAUACAGGGAGAGGCAACUGAUAUCUAUGAAUCUGUUAGUGAGCGUGAACUACGACAGAUAUUUGAAGGACAGAACCGCAUUCAUUUGGAGAUCAAGCAGCUAAAUAGACAGCUGGAUAUGAUUCUGGAUGAGCAAAGGAGGUACGUCUCUGUGGUGACAGAUCAGAUUGCAGGGCGAGGAACUAAUUCCCAUGGCCAGCAGGGACAGAUUGCAAAUGAAGAGCUUGAUAAAGUUUUGAAAAACCAAGAGAAGGUUUCACAUCAGGUGAAUGAAAUGAGGAGUUACAUAACAGAUGCACUAAAACAAGUCGGUGUAGUUCAGCAUACAGGAGGUGCAGGAGCAGCUUAUGAAACAACUCAGCAUUUCAAUGACAUCAAAGAGCACCUUCAUGUAGUGAAGAGAGACAUUGAGCAUUUAGUGCAAAGAAAUGUGGCAUUAAAUGAGAAGCCAAAAUGCCCGGAAUUGCCACCCUUUCCAUCAUGUCUCUCUACGGUGCACUUUUUCAUAUUUGUAGCUGUGCAGUCUAUAUUAUUCAUUGCAUAUAUAAUGUACAGAAGCCAACAAGAGGCUGCUGCCAAGAAGUUCUUUUGAUGAAACUUUUGUAAAAGAUUGUGAAGAUCUAUAUAAAUAAAGGACUGUAUAAUAGUCUGAUUUUUAACAGACUAAAUUAUUGUGUAUUUUGUUAAAAUUAUGAAUUAUUUUCGUUGAUGUUUGUAACUUAAGUACUUUUGGUACAUGCAUUUUUGGGUAGAAUUGAUCAUAGGUAAGAGAAACAGUACCAUUUAUUUUUAAUUUUAACUGAUUGUGUUGCAACACAUUUGCCAGCCAUUUUUUUGUAACUGUGAUGCAAGUCUUAACCAAAAUUACCUUUAAAAAGUAUUAUUUUAGUUGCAGGCAUUAAGUGUUAAUUCCUCGCUUGCACUAUGCAUUUUAAAGUGUUAUUUAAUUUAUCGGUAUAAGGCCUACUUUAAAAAUGACUUUAUCCAAAUAAGAUUGUUUUCUUCUGUAUUUAUGCUCUUCAUUGAGGUUUGUUUCAGUACUGAUAUAAAUGGCAAAUGCUGUUCAAACACCGUUAUUACAUAAUGCUGACAAUUUUAAGUCAAUGUGCUUUUGAAGAAACCAUUGCAUUUCUAAGCUAGAAUGUUUCCCUUCUUAGUUACAAAUUUUUGUCCCUAACAGAAAGAAUAGCUUUAUAUGUGUUAUUUUCACAAUGUGUCACAUUAGCUGUUAAAACAAGUAAUAAGUAUAUUUUAACAGUUUUAAUUUUUACAGGAAAUUACUGCCUGUAACCAGCUCAACACAAUUAUGUCAGAGCUUCUGUUUUUCUAGAUUUUUCACUUGGGUAUUCACAAAGUCCUUCUUAUCAAAAACACAGCAACUUUUGUUGAUAAGGUUCUGUUCAAGAGAACCAUUGAUUGUUCUAAGAUAGCUGUUGAGCCACGAUUUCAGAUUUCUGUGUGCAAAUACAAGUUAAUGGUUAGAAUUAUUUCUAGACUUAAAUUAAAGCUAGCAAAAUCAAAGGUGUUGACUAGCAGCAGUCCUGUGCCUCCAUAUUGUACUUUUUUUUUUUUUUUUUUUUUUGUGGAGCGCACAAACAUAUUAUCACUUGUAGAGGCCAAAAGAUGUUUACAUUUGUCUAACCUAGUUUUUUCAGCAUGGCCUUGAAUAUAAAGAUAGGGUUGCUAAUCUAACAAAGCUCAUUUUGUAUCUACACAAGGUAACCAUUGAAAGUAAUGCAUUUAUUUAUUAAUGUGUAGGGACUGCUUUUGGAGAAAUGUGUACAUUUUUUAAAUCUUAGGUGAGGUUGGGCAGCUUUGAGGUGAGGAGUAUAAAAUGUCAGUUUCUGGCUACAUCUCUGAAUAAAAUGGCAGACUCCUGUAACAUUUGAGCAGUGGAAUUAUGUUAUGACUUUGAAAUAAAGCUACAGGGGUAUAAGUACUGCUGCAUUUUGUUAA